Molecule: messenger RNA, 807 nt
Organism: Penicillium samsonianum
Lineage: Eukaryota; Fungi; Ascomycota; Eurotiomycetes; Eurotiales; Aspergillaceae
Exons: 2
Coding region: 1-807 (268 amino acids)
Source: RefSeq, a predicted model, not a curated record
AUGUCGCAGGGCUUCAGCCCUCCCCACGGGACCAAAAAUGCCACGCAACGCGCACUGGGAAUCGCUGAGAUUGUGGGUCAUAUCAUCUCCUUUCUGUCACGCCUGGAGCAGGAUUACUUUGAGCCCGAAACGGACUUGAUCUCUGCCGCUCUAGUGAACAAAUUCUGGCUCGCCGAGGCCCUUCCUGUGAUAUGGAAGACGGUCUGGCCCCACCCAAUGGAGGAUAUGUUUAGACCCCUAAAGCCCAACCGUCGACAGUUCUAUGCCAACUUUGUGGUUUCUGGCACUACACGAGUCUUCGAUGAUACACAUGGCCCUGAAGAUUCUCCAUGUGAUCUGAGUGGGAUUGUGUUCCCUAGAAUGACUGAGCUUCUUAUGUUCAUUACAGUACGAAACGGAGAAUGCUCCCUUCCAGACCUAAACUGUCCCAACCUUCGUCGCAUGGUCUUUGAUUACCGGGAUGGUUAUCAUAAUACAGAGAGUGACCGCCUCGGCGCUGAGGAUUGGGAAUCGAUCUUUUGGGACCUCCCGACCAAGUACCCUAGUUUGCAAGAGCUGGAAUUUGAACAUCCUCCUCGUCUGUUUCCCUAUGCACUUCGACGCUUGAAGAAACGGCACCCCAAUCUUUGCGACUAUCUUGGCAAGCCCAAGGUGCGCUGGAUUACCAAGUUUUUACCUAACGGCGCCGAUGAAUCGGAUGGAUAUGACUUUGAAGAUUUCUACGGUUAUCCCGGGGAAUAUGAUACGGAUGGUUCUGAUAUGGAUGGUUCUACCCCAUUGCCGGGGGAUUUUGACUUUGCAGGAUGA